Nerophis ophidion (straightnose pipefish) is the source of this 2465-nucleotide messenger RNA. Its product is annotated as gastrula zinc finger protein XlCGF17.1-like. The transcript has 3 exons. Gene Ontology annotation, molecular function: RNA polymerase II cis-regulatory region sequence-specific DNA binding; DNA-binding transcription factor activity, RNA polymerase II-specific. Gene Ontology annotation, biological process: regulation of transcription by RNA polymerase II. Bases 667 to 1719 code for a protein of 350 amino acids. NCBI's taxonomy places the organism in Eukaryota, Metazoa, Chordata, Actinopteri, Syngnathiformes, Syngnathidae. The record is from RefSeq and is a predicted model, not a curated record.
ACUAUCGAUACUUGGUAUCGAUACGCCCAGCCCUAUCCAGUGUGCGAACUGUCGUGAAAGCACAUUGACGCAGAAAUAAGUAAGCCUCGUCAUUAUUUCCUCUCCAGUUUGUAAAUACUAAUGUCAUAUAAAAUACAUAUUUACUUCUUUAUUCAAUGAUAAAAUCGUCCCAGUGCGCGAGAAGCACUUUUCUGCUUCUAAUGCUCGUUUAUUGUUAGUUCGCUGAGCUCGCUCGUUAGCUUAGCUUGUUAGCUGCUAACAGAAGACACAGAAGUUAUCAACACAUCGCUAAGUAGAGAUCAAGUGUGAGAGUAAAGUGUUGUGAUUGUGUGAAAAUGUCUACAUUACAAAUGUUGAGAGCGUUGGUGGAUGAGCGACUAACUGCUGCCGUUGAAGAAAUAUUUGUAGUGUUAGAAAGAACGAUAGCAGAAUACGAGGCGGAACUUUCUCGAACAAAGGAGGAGAACAAUCGACUACUGGACGCUGUUUUCAGGAAACAUCAAGUUGUGUUACACAGAACAGAUGUGAGUGGGCUCGAUGCAGCAGGUAAAGGAUAGCAUCCUCCACACCAACCCCUGCCUGGUACGCAAACUGCAGGCUGUCCUGGGCAUGUUGCACCUGUGGUCUGAGGAGGCUGAGAAAGAGCCGCUCCAAUGUCUUCAUUAGAUGAGAGACCUCAAUGAAGAACAUCAUCUCUAUGAGCACGAGGAGGAACCACAGCCCCUCCACAUUAACGAGGAAGAAGAGGUAACACAGCCCCCCCACAUUAAAAAGGAAGCGGUGGAGCUACAGUCUUCCCACAUUAAAGAAGAAGCAGCGGAACAAAGCAUCAGUCAGGAGGGAGAUCAUACUGAAGGUCUGGUGGAGUUCCCAGUGACUGGUGUCCCUGUGAAGAGUGAAGGUGAUGAGGUCAAAGGUGAAAGUGAGGAGAAGAGAGAGGCGGAGCCUCCAAGCAGCAGCUCAACACAACACAUGACAAUAGAAGCUGAUGGAGACCACUGUGGAGGAUCACAAGCAGACAAGCUUUUAGCUCCACUAUCAGAUAGUGAGGACACAACGUCACCCUCUCCUGACACUGAUGAUGAAGACUCUAAAGAUGAUAAGACAUGUCAAACUGACAACACUCACUUGAAAUGUUCGCACUGUGACAAAACCUUUAAAUACCAUUGUCAUCUGAAAACCCACUUGAGGACGCACACUGGAGAGAAACCUUUUUCUUGUUCAAUCUGUGGCUUAUCUUUUACAAGGAAGGACAAUAUGAAAGAGCACACAAGAACACACACAGGAGAAAAACCUUUUUUGUGUUCUGUGUGUGAUUCAAGGUAUGUACGAAGUCAAGAUUUGAAAAAACAUCUAAAAAGACACACUGGGGAAAACCUUUUUAAGUGUUCUGUGUGUAAUUCAAGUUUUGUCCGAGGUGAAAGUUUAAAAAUCCACAUGAGAACACACACUGGAGAAAAACCUUUUUCUUGUUCAAUCUGCGACUUAUCUUUUACGAGGAAGGUCAGUUUGAUGGAUCACACAAGAACACACACUGGAGAAAAACCUUUUUCGUGUUCAUUCUGUGGUAAAUGUUAUCCAAGGAGGUACCAAUUGAAAUCUCACAUGAGAAAACACACUGGAGUGAAACCUUUUUCGUGUUCAGUGUGUGAUUCAAGUUUUGUUCGAAGUCGAGAUUUAGAAAAACACAUGAAAAUUCACGCUGGGGGAAAAUGUUGAGUUGCAGUGUGUGUGAUGAAAGAUUCUCUCAUGAGUACCAACUUAACAAACAUAAGUGUGCUGGUGAGAACAGCAGCAGUAAAAUAGAAAAAGGCUCCGCAGACCUCCACCAGGCCAAAUCUCCCAAUAAAAUCUGUUGAAUCCAGAAGGUGAUCAGGAUCCACGCCAACAUUUAAUGACAUGUUCCUUAUCCCAUUUCUGACAUGUCCUGAAAGUUUCAUUGAAAUGUAACCAUUUUGUUAUGUUAUUAACUGACAAUCAAACGAACCCCAAAUCACUUUUAGUUACUUUUCAAUUACCUCAAUAGCAAACAUGUAAAUAUGUUUCUUAGUUACACAUCCUGGAAAACAACAUCCACACAACAGUUUUUAUUUAUUAUUCAUUUUUACUAAUACUUCUCGUUGUGUACUAACAACAUCAAUUUGUAUGUCUGUUAAUAUUUAAGAAGUGAUGAAGAUGUUAUGGUUCAGUGUGCCCCUUCACAGUCUUGUUGUCUCCUUCACAGUCUUGUUGUCUCCUAAACAAGUCUCCACCUUGGUGGUGCCAGCAGCCGUACUACUUGUACUUGUACACUAUACUAUAUGAUUAUGCACACCUUUUGUGAGAUAGACAUUUUUGUUUGUACUAGCAAUUUGAAACCAGCGCUGUAUCCUUUGCAUGUGACCUUGAAGAAUAAAAUGUCUGUUUUUAUGACUAAUUAUAUGAUUCUUUGAGAUGUUUUAACAAAAAUAAAAGUAUUUUUUCAA